UUGUGGAGCUGGGUUUCUAUCAUCUGUCGGAGCAGCAGAGAGCUCAGCACAGGGAUGGGCGGCUGUGCCCUCUCCAGCUCUCUGGCUCCAGACCCCACCCCAUAGAGCUGCUGUCUUGGCCCCACCAGGGCGAUGGCUCCUCAGGCCAGACCUGUCUCAGCUCCGUCACCUUGGCUGGUAAGUGACCCCUCUUCUCCCGGAUGCCUGGGUCCCAUUCCCCAUCCCGAUCUCUCUAGUCCUGCAGCAGUUCAUCAUUGUUUCAAGCUCAUCUCCCCGCAGGCGGCCCCCAGUCUGCCCAGGGAGCUGAGUGUGGAGAGGGUGAAUGACCUGGUGCUCUCAGCCUCUGACAGCAGCAGUGGCAGGCUGGCUCCUCGCCAUGGCUACACCACGGGCAACCAGGACAGUUACCAGGUCUGGAAAGUGGGUAGCUCUGAUUGCCUGGCCUGGGUCUCUAGGGUGGAGACCGAAUACCAGGCCCUGGUACAGGCGAUGAAUGAACGCCAGCUCCCCAAAGCGGCGGAGCACUGGAACCGGGAAGGGGAGACUCCUGUCAUCGCAGAAAUUCAGGUUCUUGAUCGGGAUCACUGUGCCAUUCACCACUCAGAAGACAGAUUCCCAGGCCACAGGCCAGGCUGGUGUCCUAGUGAUUGUUGCUGGCUGCAUCCUCGCUGUGCUGGGAGUCAGGCCCUGGGCUGGUACCUGAGGAGGAGGCCAGAAUACGACACUUUAGAUGCUCAUUCGGGCUGAACGCCUGCUCAAGUAAUGGAUCGAGUACUUCUGCUGUUCGCUUCUGUUGAAAGGCUUGGUCACGUUCCCACAGUAUCGCUGGCAGGCUCAUGAAUCUUAAAAGUUUCCUGGCAUCCCCGCUCAGAGAGGGGGAGGAUCUGGGGAACUAAGGGGGCACACUAAGAAUGGGGCGACACCCCAGAGCCAGGAUUUGGGGGCAGGAUCUGAGAAUGGAGGGCGAGGGUUUGAAAUUGGGGUGACUCCUCCCAGAGAGGGGCCAGGGGAGCCGGGGGUAUAGCUGGGGAGUGAAGUAAGCAUGGGACGAUGACCCCCAGGGAGGAGUUGGGGGUGUCAAGGGGGAGGAAGAAUUGGAGGGCUCAGAAGGGAGCCUUCAAAUUCAGGCUAAGAGAGCCAGGGGGCUCAGCAUUGGGUGAUGGGCUGCGGGAGCCAGAGAUGGGGCCCCCAAUGGUGUGACCCCUAAAACAGGGAGAUCUUUGCAGGGGGGAGGCUUUCAAUGGGACGACCCCCAAAAUUGAAGAUCUCUGGAGGGGCUCUUAAUGGGAUGUCCCCAGAACAGGGGGACCUCUGGGAUGCAGCCAGGGGCUCAAAGGGGUCCAGCCCCCUGGCCCAGUCCCUCAGGAUGGGACAUCCCUCAGGGCCGUGGGCAGGUUGGGGCAGCCAUUCUCCAGGGUUUGUUUUGGCGCCAGCUGCUGGCCUUCCGGCAGCAUGACGACCCGCUCAGCCCUGAAGACACCCUGCACCACCCAAACGUUGGAGGUGGUAGGUAAGCCAGCAGAGACCCCAUUGAGCCCCUCGCUGAUGCCCACCUCGCUUCCAGCCUUGAUCCCAUGUUCUGUUCCCCACCCCCCUGAGCCAGCCAGGAGCCAGUACCCCUGGAGGGCCAAGGCCCUGGGCCCCAUCAUUUAAAAUUCCCACAUAGCCUGAUUUGCACCAGCCUCACUGUUUCAAGCUGGUUCCUCGUGGAAAUUUUGUUCCCAUGCGCCACGUACUGCUUGGGAUGCAAUAAAACACCUGAUGCAGCAGCCUCUGCUUGCUUGUGGGGGUAGGGAGCCUGGAUUCCUGUCUGGGUCCGCCUGUAACUACCCUGACUGGAGCUCUCUGCCCGUCUGCCCCCUGAAUGCUGGAAACGAGAGGAGAUACUGCCCCAGCCCAGCCCAGCCCCCAUCAUAUGGACACAGUAGGGAUUGAGACCUUUCUGUUCUAACCCACUGGACCCAAUUCCCCUCCCAGAUCUAGGGUAGAACCCAGGAGUCCUGGCUCCCAGCCACCAUUGUUUAGGGCACUCCAACAGUUUGGCUGUGAGACUUCUCAAUCCCCUUUCACUCUCAGCUACA
Trachemys scripta elegans is the source of this 2081-nucleotide messenger RNA. RefSeq lists its product as uncharacterized. The transcript has 3 exons. The coding region runs from base 133 to 747 and encodes 204 amino acids. The record is from RefSeq and is a predicted model, not a curated record. NCBI's taxonomy places the organism in Eukaryota, Metazoa, Chordata, Testudines, Emydidae.